AUGGCUACACAUUGGCGUAGUUCCUUCCGUCCCCUUCUGCUGCUGCUGGCGGUGCUGCUCGCGCGGCAUACAUGCGUACAGGCAGCGGACAAGGCGAACGCCACUCAGCCAGCAGCGGACGACCCCGUGGUCAAAGCAGAGAAGGAAGCAGGCGAUAUCGUGCCCCAAGGUGGGUGGGUGGGUGUGUGUGAAGCAAGGUGGGUGGGUGUGCUGCUGGCGCGGCAUGCGAGCGUGCAGGCAGCGGACAAGGCCAACACCACGCAGCCAGCAGCCGACGGCCCCGUGGUUAAAGCAGAGAAGGAAGCAGGCGAUAUCGUGCCUCAAGUCAGGCGGAACGGCCAUUUAAGUAAGUCAGCAGCAGCGGACGAGUCCGUGGUCAAGGCGGAGAGGGAGGCGGGCGGCCAUGCGCCUCAAGGGGCGUGUACGGCGGAAAUAACAGCCUACUGUUCGGACCUACCCACAGGCAACCGCUCUCUGGAGCGGUGUUUGAGCACACAGGUCAAGAUGGUGAUGGCGGGGAAAGUAAAAGCGAACCCCGAGUUCUCCGCGGAGUGUUUGCUGGAGAUCCGCAACUUCAAGAUUGCGCUGUACAAGGACAUCAGCAUGAACAAGGAGAUGGUGGAGGCGUGCAAGGAGGACAUCGCAUCCUUCUGUGAUGACGACUUUCUCUACCCCGAGCCCGGCAACGUGCUCGCAUGCCUGCGGGAGAGCAAGGAAUCAGGGCGUGUAUCAGACCAGUGCGCCAUAAUGGUGUUCGAGGCGCAGGAGGAUGCAGCAGACGAUUUCCGCAUGGAUCCGCAGCUGAACAUGCUGUGCUCCAAGGACGCGGAUACCUACUGUGGGGACGUGCAGUCAGGCGAGGGGCGCAUUCAGGAGUGCCUGCUGAACAUGCUGUGCUCCAAGGACGCGGACACCUACUGUGGGGACGUGCAGUCGGGCGAGGGGCGCAUUCAGGAGUGCCUGGUGAGGGAUAAAUGGAGAGCUCUUGGUGGGUCUGUAAGAGAAGGAGCAAUCGAUCUCCGCAUGGACCUGCAGCUCAACAUGCUGUGCUUCAAGGACGCUACACCUACUCGGCGCAACCGCAAGAAGCUGAACUGGGAGUGCCAGGCGGAGCUGUUCCGGCAGGAGGUGGAGAACGCCGAUGACAUCCGCCUCAACGUGCGCCUCUUCCGAGCCUGUCUGGACGACAAGCGGCGCUUCUGUCCUGAUGUGCUGCCCGGGGAUGCACGCGUGAAGGACUGCCUGGAGGAGCACCGCUCCGAGCCCGAGUUCUCCAAGACCUGCAAGGCGGAGUUUGACAAGAUGAUGGAGCGCAGGGCGGUGGACUUCCGCCUCGAUGCCAGCCUGCGCAAGUACUGCCACAAGGACAUUGUGGAGGUGAGACAGGGGCGCAUGGUGUAUGGCGCAUGGUGUAUGGCGCAUGGUGUAUGGACCAUGGUGUAUGGCCCAUGGUGUAUGGCGCAUGGUUACACGCUGCAUGGCACACAUCACAUCACACACAGCAGGGCGGUGGACUUCCGCCUCAAUGCCAGUCUGCGCAAGUACUGCCACAAGGACAUCGUGGAGCCUGCCUUUUUUGUUCAUGCUCGUGUUGCGCUCUCUUCCCAGACGUGCUACCCGGACGCGGAGGACAUCAGUGACGUGGCGAACUGGGACAGCAAGGUGAUGGAGUGCCUGCAGGACUACAAGGAGGAGCUCAAAGACCCGCGCUGCCGCCAGCAGGUGCACCGCCUGACCAAGAGGGCAGCAGAGGACAUUCGAUUCGACCACCCUCUGCAUGACGCCUGCCAGCCCGACCAGGAGAAGCUGUGUAAGGACGUGCCGAGCGGCCACGCACGGGUGUUCACGUGCCUGCAGGACCACCGCAAGGACCUGCGCCCCGUGUGCCGCGCUGCCCUCUUUGACCAGGACCACCGCAAGGACCUGCGCCCAGUGUGCCGCGCUGCGCUCUUUGACCAGAUGGGUGGAUGCGGCGCGUUGAGAGGUGGGUGGGUGCUGCGCUUUAAGUUCAAAUCACCUUCCCCCUUCUUACACCCUUCUGCCUCUUUUAACCCGCCUCGUUGUUUCAAAUUCCCUCGUUUUUUCAAUCCCCUUCCCUCUUUCAACCCCGCUCCCUCUUUCAACCCCCCUCCCUCUUUCAACCCCCCUCCCUCUUUCACCCUCCUCCCUCUUUCAACCACCCUCCUUCUCUCAACCCUUCCCUCGUACCUCACUCCCCUCCUCCCACCCACCUCAUCCCCAUCUCUGCAGGAGAUCCGCUACGCGGGAGACAUAGACUUCAAGUUUGCCAUGCGCCAGGCGUGUGCCGACGAGAUGAAGCGCCUGUGCUCCAAAGCACCCGACAUGGUGAAGUGUCUGCAGGACCAUGUGGCAGAUGCGGACAUGGGCAAGGCAUGUGCCGACGAGGUCAAGAGGGACGAGCAGCGCAGCGCACAGGAUUUCCGCCUCAACUUCCGUUUGAACCACGCAUGCUUCGAGGACGUGCAGCACCUCUGCAUAAACGCCUGCGCCCCUCCGGGCGUCGAGGGCGCCAUGGCUGCUGCAGCAGCGGCCGCAGGGCAGGCGUGCGGAGGGGCGGUGCUCAAGUGCCUGUCGGAGAAGGUGUCUCAGCUGCAGAACGCUGAGUGCCGCGAGGAGGUGUUUUACUUUGAGCGCAGGACCGUGGAGGAUCCGGCCCUGGACGUGCCGUUGCAGCAGGCGUGCAAGGACGACGCGGACAUGUACUGUGGCGCGGGGGCGGGGUAUGCGGGGAGGGACCACAGCCGCACGCUCUCCUGCCUGCGGCAGAACAGGAAGAAGCUGUCCGCCAAGUGCAAGGCGGAGGAGCUGCGGUUCACCGCCAUGGAGGUGGGUGCAGUGCGCCGCACGCUCUCCUGCCUGCGGCAGAACAGGAAGAAGCUGUCAGCCAAGUGCAAGGCGGAGGAGCUGCGGUUCACUGCCAUGGAGGCAUCAGACAUCCGUCUGACCCCCACGCUGAUGAACGCGUGUGGAUUGGAGCUGCACCAGUUCUGCCGCGGAGUGCCGCCCAUGGGCGGCCAUGCCUUCCGCUGCCUGCAGUGGCACAUCCAGGAGCCUGGCAUGAGCGCAUGCCGUGCCGGGAUCAACCUGCAGGCCAUGCGCCAAUCCCAGUGCUACCGCACCGACAUUGCUCUGCUGCUGCGGUGCGACCCCGAGUUGCGCGCACCAAUUGCUUCCGGCAUGAGUGUGGCGUGCCGUGCUGAGUCCGGCAUGAGUGUAGCCUGCCGUGCUGAGGUGGACCUGCAGACCAUGCGCCAGUCCCAGUACUACCGCACCGACAUCGCGCUGCAGCUGCAGUGCAAUGCUGACGUGGAGGAGAAGUGCAGCGAGGUGGACGAGGCGGCGGAGAUGUCAAUGGGGGACCAGGAGGCAGAGGGCGACUACGGGCCUAUCCUGCGCUGUCUGCUGCAGUCGUACCAGACCCUCAAGCCUGCCUGCCAGUCCGAGGUGACCUAUGUGGUGCGCAACGCCCUGUGGAUGUACCACAGCAACGCGCCCCUCACCAAGCCAUGCCACACUGACAUUGACACCCUCUGCAACAGCACCAACGUGGCGGGGUUCAGCGAGCACAAGGGCGCCGUGGUGGGGGUGUUUGGGCAGUGCCUCGUGGACACGCCUCUCACUAAGAUCUCGGAUAAGCAGUGCCGGCAGAUGGUGGGCGUGGUGGCGGGCAGUGGCGGGCACGUGGGAGGGCUGGUGAAUGAGAAUCAGCUGGAGGACACGCUUACUAAAAUCGCAGAGAUCCAGCUGGUGGCUCAGGCUGAGGCGGAGGAGCAGGCAGAGGGCUCUCCACUAGUGUUGACGGGCUGGCUGGCCUUCAUUGCCAUCACAGCCCUCGCUGCUCUGCUGCUUGGUGGUGGCUUCUUCAUCUACCGCCGCUACUUUGAUCCUCGCCGCAACUACACUGUGGUUGUCAAGGCUGGCGAUGUGUGA
Closterium sp. NIES-65 is the source of this 3951-nucleotide messenger RNA. The record is from the annotation of a GenBank genome assembly. NCBI's taxonomy places the organism in Eukaryota, Viridiplantae, Streptophyta, Zygnematophyceae, Desmidiales, Closteriaceae.